This is a messenger RNA of Mytilus californianus (California mussel), 473 nucleotides long. RefSeq names its product big defensin-like. Bases 68 to 412 code for a protein of 114 amino acids. Lineage: Eukaryota; Metazoa; Mollusca; Bivalvia; Mytilida; Mytilidae. The transcript is spliced from 3 exons. The record is from RefSeq and is a predicted model, not a curated record.
CUCGCACCUGAACUUGUACCACAACCACAAGGUAUUGUUUACCAAAGAAUCUUACGUUAAUUUAAAAAUGAACAGGAAGGCCAUCCUUUGUUUCUUAUAUACGACACUGUUGAUUAUCCCAGCUCCGAUUUUAGGAAGAGUUGUGGCCGAAAAAAAAGAAGAAAAGCGGAAUGUAGGUGUAUUACCAAUUGCAGCGUACGCGGGAACGACAGUCGCACUUCCGGUAUUUCUAGCUUUGGUAGCAGCCUAUGGCGUUUGGGCAGUUGUCAGAUAUAAUAUUCGUUCACGAAAUGAAAGUCAUUCCUGUGCCAAUAACAGGGGUUGGUGUCGUCCAUAUUGUUUCCGAAAGGAGUACAUUGACUGGUACCAUAGUGAUAUAUGUGGAUCUAACAAAUUUUGUCGUUAUCAUUAAAAUAAAGAUCUUUUAGAUAUGACAGAAUGACUUGUAAUAAUAAAUAAACAUCUAACAUUUA